Molecule: messenger RNA, 996 nt
Organism: Impatiens glandulifera
Lineage: Eukaryota; Viridiplantae; Streptophyta; Magnoliopsida; Ericales; Balsaminaceae
Product: 5'-deoxynucleotidase HDDC2
Exons: 8
Coding region: 66-743 (225 amino acids)
Cellular component (GO): cytoplasm
Molecular function (GO): 5'-deoxynucleotidase activity
Source: RefSeq, a predicted model, not a curated record
AAAGAAAGUUAUCAGUAAGGAAAGGGAAGAGAGAGAAAGCAAUAAAUUAGAAAGGUAUAGAGAGGAUGAGCAGACUCUUUUGCAAAUCCUUGCUCGGGCCUUCUCUCUCCUCCACUCCCAUUCGAUUCAAAUCAUUCUCUUCUUCAUCCACAACAAGGGUUUUCAGUAUGGCACCUGAAGCUUCUUCUUCCUCCUCAUCUCCGUCUUCCGCCAUAGACUUCCUCUCUCUUUGCACCCGCCUAAAGACAACGAAGAGGGCAGGCUGGGUGAAGAGAGAUGUCAAGGACCCGGAAUCGAUUUCUGAUCAUAUGUACCGAAUGGGACUGAUGGCCCUUAUUUCAUCUGAUUUACCUGGUGUUAAUCGUGACAAGUGUAUAAAAAUGGCAAUUGUUCAUGAUAUUGCUGAAGCGAUAGUUGGAGAUAUAACUCCUGAUGAUGGAAUUCCGAAGCUGGAGAAGAGUCGACGAGAGCAGGAAGCUCUUAACCAUAUGUGCAAACUACUUGGUGAAGGGCCGAGAGCUAAAGAAAUGCAUGAGUUAUGGUUGGAGUAUGAAGAAAAUUCCACACUUGAAGCUAAGGUUGUGAAGGACUUUGAUAAGGUGGAGAUGAUACUUCAAGCCUUGGAAUAUGAAACAGAGCAAGGGAAGGACUUGGAUGAGUUUUUUCAAUCAACUGCAGGGAAGUUCCAGACAGAGUUAGGCAAAGCUUGGGCAGCCGAGAUAGCUUCAAGAAGAAAGAAGUAGCACCAUUGAUUUGUUUGGUCCACUUUCAGUUAGAGAAAAAAAGCAAAAAAGAAUCAAAGAAACAACUGCCAAAUAUUGAGCAGGAUUUUGUUAAAACGACUUUUUCUCACCAAUUUAUGUAAAAGGUUUUGGUUGGACUCACAUGGUGUAUGAUGAGCAUAACUCCUAAAGAAUAGUCUAAUGACUUGUUUUUUGGGGGGGUUGUAACCGAAACUGGAUUGUUAUCAAAAACUUGGGAUUAUUAUUGUCGGUA